Molecule: messenger RNA, 3108 nt
Organism: Peromyscus californicus insignis
Lineage: Eukaryota; Metazoa; Chordata; Mammalia; Rodentia; Cricetidae
Gene: Rwdd4
Product: RWD domain containing 4
Exons: 7
Coding region: 287-826 (179 amino acids)
Molecular function (GO): protein binding
Source: RefSeq, a predicted model, not a curated record
GGGGGCGGGGCCUCCUCGUGACCGCCCCUCCGCGGCUGGUCCGAGGGCUGGGUGUCCCCCACUUAAUGCAAUCCCGGUUCCUGGUCCCCGCGUAACGCGAUCCUGGGUUCCCGGCCCGCAGCCGCCUGCCAGUGGCUUGGCGCCGCCGAGGGCCGGGAGCGCGCGAGCUCGUACCCACGGCUGCGAGGAGGGUUUCCCCAGACCGAGGCGCGGAAACGGGGUGCUCCGGCCUCCCGCCCGCUGCCCGCCUGUUCUUCGCGGUCGCAAACGCCGUGCGCCCUGCGCGAUGGGUGCCAACGAGGACCAGGAGAUGGAACUAGAAGCUUUACGUUCUAUUUAUGAAGGAGACGAAAGCUUCCGGGAAUUAAGUCCGGUUUCAUUUCAGUAUAGGAUAGGUGAAGAUGGCGAUCCCAAAGCCUUCCUAAUAGAGAUUUCCUGGACAGAGACGUAUCCCCAGACGCCGCCGGUCAUAUCCAUGAACGCGUUUUUUAACAACACCAUCUCCUCAGCUGUAAAGCAGAGUAUCUUAGCCAAACUACAGGAAGCCGUAGAGGUGAAUCUCGGCACCGCCAUGACCUACACAUUGUUCGAGUACGCCAAGGACAAUAAGGAGCAGUUCAUGGAGAACCACCAUCCCGGGAACUCUGCGCCAACACCCAUAGCCAAUAUCAUCGCGGUUGAAACUCCCAGCACAGCCCCAUCAAAUAAGAAAAAAGACAAGAAAGAGCAACUUUCCAAAGCUCAGAAACGCAAGCUGGCAGAUAAAACAGAUCACAAAGGAGAGCUUCCUCGAGGCUGGAACUGGGUUGAUGUCGUGAAGGUAUAGCAUACUUACAUUCAAGUCUUCAAAGUUGUUACAUUAUUUGCCACCCACUAAUGACAUGUAUAUCUUCCAUUUUCCUUCCUGCCUCCUUGGGAAUUUCCCGGAUGUCUGUUUACGCUUUUGGAUUCAGCACUUAAGUAAAACUGGUUCUAAAGAUGAUGACUAGCACCUACCUGCAGACGAAGCAAGAGCAUCAUCCUUUGAAAAGCAGCCUGGAUCAACAUGUCUCCUUACUUUUUCUGGUACUGAGUGGCUUUUUAUAAGACAUGGUUCUUUUGUAUGUGUCUUAAAAAAUGUAAGUGGAAAGUCCAUGAAGCGAUUUGGUUGUAGUAAAUUAUUUUCACAAUCUUGCCUUAAUAAAAGGUGGAAGUGGAACCAUUUAGUGUACUUUCUGAAGCUGUUGAGCAUCAUUGGCAAUGGAUGGCUCUGAGGAGUGAGUCCGUGCUGACCUAGCCAUCUGAUCCAAGCGAUGCGAUUGUUUUUAAAGGCCAGCAAAGCCACUUGCAAACUGUCCGUUCAGUAGAGCCCAGUACGGAGUCUCUGGUAUUCCACAGCAUGACCCAUAGCAAUAGGCGUCUCCCCUCAAGUCCCCAUCCCCUCCUGCUUAGGUGAUGAAGAGGAGGCUGCGUCAGCAAUCUGAGUGCCAGUGUUGAGCUUUCAACGGUUCUCUUUGAAGUUCCUCAUCAUUUGUCAGCACUGAAUUACUUCUCCUGUUAGUUACACUUUUCUCGUGGUUUGAGUGAAGGUGUUUGAUCAUGACGGCUUUCGAUUCUAUAAAUACUAAAAGACUGUCAGAAGAGAAUUGAGGGGCUGGGAAAGAGCUUAGUAGUAAAGGGCUUGCUGUGCAGGCCUGAGGACCAUGAGUUCAGGUCCCCAGUACCCACAUACAGAGCCAGGCCUACACCUGAAACCCAGAGCUGGGGAGGCGGAGACAGGAGGAUCUCUGGUGUUUGCUGGCCAGCCAGUUUGGCUGCAUCGCUGAGCUGGUUCAGUGAGAGAUGCUAUCUCAAAUAAAUACGGUAGAGAGCAAUAGAGGAAGACACAUAACAGAUCUCUGGCCUCAACAGGAAAGCACACGUGCGUGCACCCAUCUGCACACACACACACACACACACACACACCAUACACCAAACAAAACAAAAACAACAAAUUUGCCAAAUACUUCGGAAAGCAUUUGAAUAAGUGCUAGCUCUUAUUUAAAAUAUUUCUCUUUGCUGCAUAUGCCAGGAUGAGUAUAAAUAAGAUGCCUUAAUAUUUGAUUUUUGUAUUGUUGGAGACAGUGGUUUUAAUAAAUUCCUAUUAUCUGCUAUUGUGAUGUUUUGUUGGUAACUAAAGUCUUUUGCUGGAUUCAGCAUUCAACACAUUUCAAAUCCUGAGGGUGGUGCUUGACUUUGUGGGGGGUUUGCUUUUUGGUGGGUCUUUUGUUUGUUUUUAUAGUGUCUUUUCAAAUACCGAAUGUGUCUCCCAACCUCUGUAUCUUUUUAAUAAUAGACAUACAAAUCUUUCACAUGCUAAACUGUUGUUAUACAUGCUUGGUUUUUAAAAUAAUUAGGAGAGGAGACUUGCUAUAGUUUUACCUGGAAACUUACUGCUGUGUGUAUGUGAGUUAUGGUGACUGUGUGUGUGUCAGCGUUGUUAGAAUGCCAAGUUGUACCGUGUAGUGUAGACCAACAAUUAGCUUUUAAAGAAGUUACCUUAGCAUAAGAGCAGAUUAAGAGGUAGGUAUCUAUGGAUUUUCCAAAGUUACCCUUGGCUUCGGUUAAAUUGUAUGAGCUGUAAAGUAAGUGUGCUUACAGAGAAAGAGUUGGCUCGCGUUUGAAAAAGCUCACUCCCAUUUUGUCCCUUGGAGUAAUAUUGAAAUUGAAAACACCCAGAUUGUGACAUCUUUUCUUUUCAAGGUUCUUUUUGUGCAGUUUUUAUUGUCAUCUUGAUUUGUUUGAUUUUUUUUUUAAAGAAACAUCUUGUAAUGGAAAAAAAAGUGUUUUGUUCUGUUUUAAAGAUUAUUACACUUGUCCAAGUUAUUGUGGUUCUUAGAUUGCAAAGAAUAUGCUAGUUAAAUGCCAAUGAACUAUUUUUACUCUUUUUCUAUGAAUUGUACAAAGCUCUGGGGCAGAUGGUGGCAGGGGUGCUCCCGUUACCUUAUAUGAACACUUCCAUCAAUGCUGCCAUCAUCCCAUAAUGCUCCGCUCCCAGUAUAUUUUCUCAGAGUCUAUUUACUCAAGAUUGUAUGGAAUGACCUGACUGAUAAGCAAUAAAGUCUGAAUCAUAGUGAUUUUUUUUCUAUA